This is a messenger RNA of Anolis carolinensis (green anole), 4028 nucleotides long. It is a transcript of the gene lpar1, whose product is annotated as lysophosphatidic acid receptor 1. The record is from RefSeq and is a predicted model, not a curated record. Lineage: Eukaryota; Metazoa; Chordata; Lepidosauria; Squamata; Anolidae. Gene Ontology annotation, biological process: adenylate cyclase-activating G protein-coupled receptor signaling pathway; phospholipase C-activating G protein-coupled receptor signaling pathway; neurogenesis. Bases 442 to 1551 code for a protein of 369 amino acids. Gene Ontology annotation, molecular function: lysophosphatidic acid receptor activity. Gene Ontology annotation, cellular component: plasma membrane; cytoplasm. The transcript is spliced from 4 exons.
AGGAGGGAGCUGCAGGCACGCGCCCCACCCACUCCUUCACUCCCUCCCAGUCAGACCGGCGGCGGCUGGAGGCGCUACCUUGCCUUGCCUUGCUUUGCCUGAGUGGCAGCUCUCAAGGACUGCCGCCUUGCUGCUCCCCCCCCCCCCCUUCCCUCCGCCUUGCAACUCCAAAGGCUCCAAAGCCUCUCUCUCUCUCGCCUUUUGGCGCUUGGAGCCCAGAGGAUGGCGUGCCCCCCUCCGCUUCGCCGCUGCCCCGCAGCAAAGUGAGCCCACCUCUCCCUCCUCCUCCUCCUACCUUCAGCCCUUCGGAGGCGGCGGCGUCGCCUUGCCAAGGGCCAAAUGUCAGCAUGAUUAAGAACUGACAAAGAACCUCAAGACUAUCCAAACAUUUGUCCCGUGGAAGUAGAAAGGGUCCAAAGACCACUCAUCUAUUGUGUAACCAUGGCGGAUCCUUCAGCUGAAGUGCCGUUUUCUAUGAUGACACAACCACAGCUAAUCGAGUCCACAGCCAUGAGUGAACCUCAGUGUUACUACAAUGAGACCAUUGCCUUCUUUUAUAACAGAAGUGGAAAAUAUCUAGCCACUGAAUGGAACACUGUGAGCAAGCUUGUGAUGGGCCUUGGGAUUACAGUAUGCGUCUUCAUCAUGCUAGCUAACCUCUUAGUUAUGGUGGCUAUCUAUGUGAACCGGCGUUUUCAUUUUCCUAUUUAUUAUCUUAUGGCGAAUUUGGCGGCUGCUGACUUCUUUGCAGGGCUGGCAUAUUUUUAUCUAAUGUUUAACACGGGACCCAACACUAGAAGAUUGACUGUAAGCACAUGGCUCCUUCGUCAGGGCCUCAUUGAUACUAGCCUGACAGCCUCUGUUGCCAACCUGUUAGCCAUUGCCAUUGAGAGGCAUAUCACUGUGUUCCGCAUGCAGCUACAUACGCGGAUGAGUAAUCGACGAGUAGUAGUGGUCAUCGUCGUCAUUUGGACUAUGGCUAUUGUUAUGGGCGCUAUACCAAGUGUCGGCUGGAAUUGCAUCUGUGACCUCACUCACUGUUCCAACAUGGCACCACUCUACAGUGACUCUUACUUGGUUUUCUGGGCUAUUUUCAACCUGGUCACCUUUGUAGUCAUGGUGGUCUUGUAUGCUCAUAUCUUUGGGUAUGUGCGCCAGAGGACUAUGAGAAUGUCUAGGCACAGUUCUGGGCCACGUAGGAAUCGGGAUACCAUGAUGAGUCUUCUGAAGACUGUGGUCAUUGUGCUUGGUGCCUUUAUAAUUUGCUGGACUCCGGGAUUAGUCUUGCUGCUCCUUGAUGUUUGCUGCCCACAGUGCAAUGUCUUGGCAUAUGAAAAGUUCUUCUUGUUGCUUGCCGAAUUCAAUUCUGCCAUGAACCCCAUCAUCUACUCUUAUCGGGACAAGGAAAUGAGUGCUACUUUCAAACAGAUUCUUUGUUGCCAGCGUACCGAAAAUGCCAAUGGCCCGACGGAAGGCUCUGACCGUUCUGCCUCUUCGCUCAAUCACUCCAUCUUGACUGGAGUACACAGUAAUGAUCACUCUGUGGUUUGAAAAAGGAAAUAGACAAUUUUAAAAAAGAAAACAAAGCCUGCACUUGUGAAUUUAGUGCCCAGUGGAAAACGUCUGGUGCAGCUAUUGACACCAUUGUUGGAAGUCUUUGAAGCAGAGAAAACAACACACUUAAAAGUUCUUCUUAAUCACUAAUGGAUGAUCCUUAUUCAAACAUGAAACAUCCAUGAAACUGUUCAGGCUAAAACACCUCAUGUGUGGGUUUGGAGUUUUGACAUUUGUUUUGUGAGAGUGGAAAAUGAGCUUCUCAUCCCAAGAAGCUGACAAACCCUUGGGGAAGACAUUUUAAACUACUUUAACUAGCCUUCAUCAUCUGAUACUUUGUGAUGGUCCUAACUGAAUUCAUCUCCAAUUAAUAAGCUUAAUAGCUGCUUCACUGCCUUUUCAUUUUCAUUUAAUAAUUAUCCCCAUCAGCAUGCUUUUUGAUGGACAUUUUGUGGGCAAGGAGAGAACCUGUUAUAGCUUUCAUGUUUAUUUACAAUGCCAGUAACAAUUAAAAACUUUUUUCACUAGCAACAUAGUGUUCAGGAACAGGUAUGGUGUGUGUACGCAGCCAUGCCUGAUUCUCACAUGGAAAUUAAUAGGACCUAAAAGUGUUGAUGUUUAACUCUUUUUUAAAGUUAAGAGUGGAACAAUGUUAUACAGACUGGAAGACCCAAUUUUCUCAUGGGCUUAAUCCUUUAUGUGGGCUAUAAAGAGCCACAUUUCCUAGGGGACAAAAUACUGUGUGUUUUAAGACUUACUUGUGGUGUUGAGUCUCUUGGCUAAAAGGAUUUUGGUUUUGGCCAAAAGUAGCAUUUUUUACUGUCUUGUUCCAAGGGAAGCUUUUUCAUAUCUGUUCAUUCCAGUGAGAGCUUGGUUAUGUAUGCCCAGUGUAAGUAUUUGGUACAGUUCGGGGAAGGGGCGCACGAUCCCACUCAAAACUGUGACAUGAUUGGGAGAGAUGUUGUUCCAGUUUCAAAUGCUGGAGAUAAGGAAGUCAUCUCUUUUUUUACCUUUUCAUUAUUUUUAAAAUACAAAGCCUUUAUAGAUUCCAAAGCUGUCUACUUCUCCCUGCCCCACAAGUAUAUGAACCCAAGGCCAUGCCUGUUGCUCCAUUUGCUCCAAUGUUGGCAAAGACAGGGUUUGGAGGACCUUGUUUCUUUAUUACCCUCAUGGGCAGCAGCCUUUUUUAAAAAAGGAAAACACCUCCUGAAACCCAAUGAACCUCUUUCCCCCUCUUUAAAAUAACAUAUAUACUAAUUUAUAAGUCAACCUCAUGUAUAAGUCGAGUGCAAGUUUUGGGACCAAAAUUUUGGAUUUUGAUAUGACCCAUGGAUAAGUUGAGGAACUUUCCACAGGGAAGGGAAAGCACCAGUGCUACCUCAGGAGGCCAGAUGUCCAACUGCCAUUUCCGACCCAGGCAUUCAGAAAGGCAAUAAGCGCCAUCACAAUGGAGCUUUACUGGUGUGGUUCACCUGUAUUGGACUGGUAUGGCACUUCCUUUAGGUUUUCCUGGCAUGGACUAAGUGCUUCCCCUUUGCCAUAUUUCUCAGAAAAAGGAAAAAAAAAAUCUUUUUUUAUAAGGGUUGAGGUACUUUGACUAAAAUUUCUAGACAAAUGCUUGAGAUACACAAAUACAUGAAUACACAAAUACAUAAUCAUAAUAGCUGCCUCAAAUUUGCUACUAAAAAUACAGUGGCUGAUUUGAAGUCCUAUUUUAUAUCCGCCCUAAAUUUUUGUUAGCAUCCAAGUGUGUGCUGAAAGUACACAUUUCUAGGUUGUUGUAUUAUUUUUUGGUUUUGUAGAGGCAACCAUAUAAUCAUUGCAAUUGAAAUGCAUUUGUCUUCAAUUCCUGCAAAACAAUCUGGGAUUUAGAAAAGUGGCUUUAAUACAAAGCUCUUUUCUUCAUUAACUUUUUAUGUUUAAAGGUGUGUAUAUUGAUGGCUGAGGAUAUUUUUUUAAAGAAGGAAACUGAGAUGGUUGCAAUAAUUGCGCAGUGUGCUGCUUCAACGGUAACUUUGUGGUGGUCCUCUUCUGUGCUGAAAAUCGUCCUGUGUUGGAAAGAGCCCUUGCUUGGAACUGAGUCAUCAUUUUAGUGCUCUGGAAUAAUGGAGAAAAAAACUGAGACAAUAUUGUUUUUGUGUGAGUAGAGUAUGUAGUUUUUGAAGGCUAAUGUAUAGCAAUGUCAAAAGGGUAAAGAGUAUGUAUAAAGACAGACUAUUUAGUAAUGUACGAAAUGCUAAGUUGAAGAUAAGAGAGUAGCGUGGCUAGUCCCACAAGGAGAUGUUCAAAAAAAAACCUGCCAGUUAACCUAAAAUUCACAUAACAAUGAAUAUUUCAUGAAUUCCUUAUCAAAAUUAAAAUCAGUGGACCCAUUAUCCUUUACUCAUGUAAUAAAAGAGAGGUCAGAAGGUUGGAAUUUUUAAAAAUACCCUAAAUGCUAAGCCACUAAUAAAGUUUUCUCAAUGAAUAUUUAA